UUGAAGGCGAGGCUGCGAGCAUAUCUGGCUGGCUGGCUGCUGCGCGCACUGAAGGACUAACUUUCACUUUCAGCGCAGUUCAGUUGAUAAAAACGGGGCGCUGCAUGGAGGGCUCGCUCCAGAUGUGAACCGCACAUUGUGAGGUUACUCAGCGAGGAAAAGACCUCUGCAAAGAUGAAUGUAACUUAUUGGUACCGGUGGAUUGUUAUUUUCUAUCUUCAUCUUUGUUUAUUCGCUUCUUGGACUCAGUCUGAGGGAAAUACAGUGAGGUACCAGACCAGAGAGGAGGGUGCACCGGGUACUGUCAUCGGGAACCUCGCCAAGGACAUGUCCUUGAGUGUGUCCCACUCAUCCAAGACCAAUUUCAGGAUGAUGAAACAAUUUAACGACUCCUUUAUCCGGGUGAGAGAAAGCGAUGGGCAACUCAUUGUCGGGGAACGGAUCGACAGAGAAAGGCUCUGCAAGCACACUCCACAGUGUUUGAUUACUUUUGACGUGGUUAAUUUUUCUAAAGACCGCUACAAAUUGAUCCACGUCGAGGUGGAAAUAAGCGACAUUAAUGACAACUCUCCGGAGUUUCCAAACAGGGAGUCUGUGGUGGAAAUUUCAGAGAACGCAGCUCUGGGGUCCCGGAUCCCUCUGAAUCCCGCUGUGGAUGCCGAUGUCGGGUCAAAUUACAUACAAAGCUAUCAGAUUUCUGUGAACAGUCACUUCACUAUCGAUGUGCUCCAAAGAGCGGAUGGGGUUAAAUAUGCAGAGCUGAUUUUGAUGAAGGAGCUUGACAGGGAGACUCAGCCCUCAUAUAAUAUAGAACUGGUGGCAAAAGACGGAGGGAGCCCCCACAGAUCCGGGUCAACUAAGAUAACUGUGAGAGUGACUGACUUUAACGACAAUAGCCCUGUUUUUGACCAGAACAGCUUCUCAGUGAGCCUCCCAGAGGACGCGCCGGUCGGCACCGUGAUCCUGGAUCUGAACGCAGUGGAUGCUGACGAGGGUCUGAACGGGGAGGUGGUCUACGGGUUCGGGAAGCAGGUUUCUCACGAGAUCCGCGAACUUUUCCAAGUGGGUAACAAAUCGGGCCGCCUGACGCUCAGGAGUCCCGUAGACUUCGAGAGCAAAAGUACCUAUGAGCUGGACGUGCAGGCUAUCGAUUUGGGCGCAAAUCCGACCCCGUCAGUGUGCAAAAUCAUAAUCCACGUCACGGACGUAAACGAUAAUGCCCCAGAGAUCAGCAUCACCCCGAUGACCUCCAUUGCAACGGGUGUUGCGUACAUCAGCGAGGCGGCAGAUAAGGACAGCCUGGUAGCGUUGAUCAGCACCCUGGACAGAGACUCUGGAGUUAACAGUCAAGUUCACUGCUCUCUGUACGGCCACGAUCACUUCAAACUCCGGCAGGCCCAUGAGGACAGCUACAUGAUAGUCACAGCUGCUGCUCUGGACAGAGAGAGGAUCAGUGAGUAUAAUUUAACAGUCAUGGCUGAGGAUUUCGGGUCACCCCCGUUAAGAAAAAUCACUCAGUUCACCAUCAGGCUCAGCGAUGAGAACGACAACGCCCCCCACUUUGCGAGGGCCGUUUAUGAGGUGUCAGUGGUGGAAAACAAUGCCCCGGGCGCCUACAUCACCACAGUGGAGGCCAGCGACGCUGAUCUGGGUAUCAACGGCAAAAUCACCUACAGGCUGGUGGACAGUGUCAUCAUGGGGUCCCCGAUGAACACCUUUGUGUCUCUGAACUCAGUGUCUGGCUCCCUAUAUGCGCUGAGGAGCUUCAAUUAUGAAGUGAUGAAACAGCUGGAUGUGCACAUUCAGGCAAGCGACGGGGGGUCACCCCAGUUGCAGAGUACAGCCAUCAUCAGGUUAAAAAUAGUUGAUCAGAAUGACAACCAGCCUUAUAUUAUAGAGCCUUCACUCUACAAGGGGUCUGCUGAGGUUUUCCUACCCAGAGAUGCAUCUGCGGGUUACUUGGUGACACAGAUUAGGGCCACAGAUGCUGAUGAGGGCAUAAAUGCACAGCUGUCCUUUAAGAUCACAGAAGGGGGGCACUUAGGAUUCUCCAUCAACAAAGACACUGGAAAGGUGCUUGUGAGUCGAAAGCUCACUUAUGACCUCAUGAACAACGUUAAAGUCACAGUGGCGGUCAGUGACAACGGAUCCCCCUCUCUGACUUCCACAGCCAUGAUUAUUUUCAGUUUCAUAGAAGGCACCCCACCCAGCCAACCUUCCUCGGCUCAAAAUAGCAACGAGGAGCUACUCGAGUGGGACAUGUCCAUUGCUAUAAUCAUCGUCCUGGCUGGGAGCUGCUCUGUUCUCCUGCUGGCUAUUAUUCUCAUUGCGACCAUCUGUAGCCGCAGGAAAAAAGAGACAAGUGAGGGAAAUUUCGAUGAGAAAGUAGAAACACCCAAUAUGGAGAAAGUGGAAAGUAGUCGUAUGGAUUCAUUGAUCGUCAAUCACAAAGGCAAAGCGUUUGAUGUCCAUUCAUUUCCAGAGGGUCUGCCUCUGGCCAGCAGCAACACAACAGAGGCCAGCAGUGAGGAUAGCAGGCAGACAACAGGAAUCUUUGAGCCAAACAGCAGGCCGAUGGAGGCUAAGUUAAAGGGUUAUUCCACACUACCGGGGUAUGGCAAAGAAACCGUGAGGCCUAUAACAAUAUGGAAGGGCAACUCGUUCACGACUAUCUCAGCAAGAGACCCCCAAAUUAGCGGGAAGGACAGUGGGAAAGGGGACAGCGACUUCAACGACAGCGACUCUGACAUCAGUGCAGAUGUUCACAAGAAGGAGUCACCACCAAUGAACAGUCUCUGGGCGUGCACCAGUGAAUGCAAAGUGCUAGGACACUCGGACCGGUGCUGGAGCCCAUCAGCCACCAGGCCCAACACGAGCCUGGCCUGUGGAUCACAUCUGUCGACAUUCUCCAAGACUGCCACACUUCCCCGGGAUGCCAGGAGGGAAAACUACUACCCGGCUCAUUUACCUAAAACCAGCGGUCUGCAGAGCGUGUACGAAAAGGUCCAACACCAGGAGUUUGAUUACAUUCUCGUCGGUCCACCAACACCAGCUAGGAUACAGGAGACGGAUGAAAUCUCCAUCCCUGAAUACACAAACUCCUAAAAGAACCCAAAUUGUGUCUCAUACUGUUGUUAAAAGACAUUUAGUCUUCAUACUGUACAGAUCUUUAAUCCAGAUUGACUCCAUGUUGGAUUGUUGACGUGUUCGGUAGCGUGUUGUGUGUGUCUUUUGGCUCAUAUAAGACUGUUUAUUGUAUUAUGUGUAAUAUGCAAGAUUUUCUAUUGAUAUAUUUUUCAUAAUGAUUCAAUGUAAAGAUGAAUUUUAAUAUGACUUUUUAAAAGCAUGUGUUACUAUUUAAGGGCAUGACUUUUGGACAUUUAGGCUGAAAAAUGGCCUCUCUGCUGUGGAAAACAAUCAACCAUGUUUGUGGUAGAUUUUAUCAUGAUGUUGCACAAAUAAAAAGUUAAAAUCAA
Molecule: messenger RNA, 3476 nt
Organism: Girardinichthys multiradiatus
Lineage: Eukaryota; Metazoa; Chordata; Actinopteri; Cyprinodontiformes; Goodeidae
Gene: pcdh8.2
Product: protocadherin-8
Exons: 3
Coding region: 175-3105 (976 amino acids)
Biological process (GO): homophilic cell-cell adhesion
Cellular component (GO): plasma membrane
Molecular function (GO): calcium ion binding
Source: RefSeq, a predicted model, not a curated record